Anopheles marshallii is the source of this 447-nucleotide messenger RNA. RefSeq names its product 60S ribosomal protein L35 (gene RpL35). Bases 76 to 447 code for a protein of 123 amino acids. Gene Ontology annotation, molecular function: structural constituent of ribosome; mRNA binding. The transcript has a single exon. NCBI's taxonomy places the organism in Eukaryota, Metazoa, Arthropoda, Insecta, Diptera, Culicidae. The record is from RefSeq and is a predicted model, not a curated record. Gene Ontology annotation, biological process: translation; maturation of LSU-rRNA from tricistronic rRNA transcript (SSU-rRNA, 5.8S rRNA, LSU-rRNA). Gene Ontology annotation, cellular component: cytosolic large ribosomal subunit; ribosome.
UGCCGAUUGUGACCGGAGGUGUUUCAAUCGCGUGCUUCUUGAAAAAGUGGCAAAUAACCCCACAAAACCAGCAAAAUGGUGAAAGUUAAGUGUUCCGAGCUUCGCACGAAGGACAAGAAGGAGCUGACCAAGCAGCUGGAGGACCUGAAGAAGGAGCUGCUGAAUCUGCGUGUGGCUAAAGUCACCGGCGGUGCACCGUCGAAGCUGUCGAAGAUCCGUGUCGUCCGCAAGGCGAUCGCCCGCGUGUACAUUGUGAUGAACACGAAGACGAAGGAGAACCUCCGUAAGCUGUACAAGGGCAAGAAGUACGUGCCGCUGGAUCUGCGUCCGAAGAAAACCCGUGCUAUGCGUAAGGCCCUGUCUUACCGCGAUGCCAAGAGAUUGACGCUGAAGCAGCAGCGUAAACGCGCGAAGUUCCCCCGCCGCCGAUACGCCGUCAAGGCUUAA